UUUGACUUGAGCAGAGCAGCCCUAAUGUGUACAGAGAGUAGGCUCUGCGUAAAGAAUCAGCGGACGCCAGAGAUAGGCUGAAAUUUACAUUGGCAAGAGUAGUUUAUAAACCAUUUAGGCUUUGGAGCAGUUUGAAUCGCUCAUGCGUGCAACUGAUUAGGAGUUUAAUUAGGAGGUAAUUUACUUCAGUCUCUCGGUCACAAGCAGGGAAAAAAAAACAACUAACACUUGUGAAUCCCAGAGGUUUUACAGUAGCAAGCCCGUUGUUCUGAGGAAGACAUGGCUAAGUUAUUCCGAGCUGCUAUCAUGGGUCCUCCAGGAUCAGGGAAAGGAACGAUAUCCAAGAGGAUUGCGCAAAGCUUUGGCCUGCAAUAUCUGUCCAGUGGCCACUAUCUACGAGAGGGCAUAACGGCAAAUACAGAGGCAGGUGUGCUGGUGAAAACCUAUGUAGAAAGAGGCAUGCUGGUGCCUGACCACGUGAUGACCAGACUGAUGCUGCCCAGACUGGAACAGCUCAGUGGCCAAAGCUGGCUGCUGGACGGUUUUCCUCGGACGCUGGCUCAGGCUGUGGCCUUGAACAAUUUGUAUCAGCUCGACUUGGUCAUCAGCCUCAACAUACCUUACGAGACCCUUAGAGAGAGACUGAGUGACCGCUGGAUCCAUCCAGCCAGCGGCAGAGUCUACAACAUGGGCUUCAACCCACCACGAGUGCAGGGUAAGGAUGACAUCACCGGGGAGCCACUGAUUCAGCAUGAUGAUGACAAACCAGAAGCCCUGAUGGCCAGACUGAGACACUACAAGGAUGUGGCCAAGCCUGUCAUAGAUUUAUACAAGUCACAGGGAGUCCUGCACUCAUUUUCCGGUACUGACACAGACCGGAUUUGGCCGUAUAUCAACUCUCUCCUCAGCACCAAGAUGCACACACGGCCAUCAGAUGCCUGCCAAACACAGACGCCCUGACAGAGUAUUCUGAAAGAAAAGACCUCAGGGAAACAUCAAGAGGCAGCCAGAGGAAGUGGGUUGAUGUUUCUGCGUGCUGGCCUUGGUGUCAGUUUUCAGCUUCCUCAUUAAUGGUGGGGUUUAGGGAAAUGGACUAGGACAUUGAUCAAAACUGUAGUCAGCCAACAUGUCUGAUUCAGUCACCAGUUGUUUUUUUUUUCCAAAUGAAUGGUUGUGUGCAAAUAUUUCAAGAGAUUUGUACUGUCAAUUGCAUUGAAUUCCACAUCAUCCAUGUAAAAAUGUCCAGAUUCUUAUAGGCAAACAAAUCAAAGUGAAUCACUUUUGUAAAUUGUAAUGUCACACAAGCACUUCUUUAUAAGUCAGACUUUUUAUUUUUAAGUGUUAAACACUGAAUAUAAAUCUCAAUCAGAGGAAGCUGGUGAUGAAAUCAAAGGCCAAACACAUAAAAAGUACAUACAGAAUGCAAGAUUUUUUUCACAGUAACUCUCUCAAUAUAAUUAAGUGUUUCACUCCAACAUUAAAUAUGUGAAACUAAACUCUAUAAAAUUAUUGUUGGUACAGUAUAAAAGCAAACAUAGGAAAUAUUACUUGAAUAGUCUAUUAUCUAAUAUAUGACUGUUACCUCUAUGAAUAUAUUCAAUAUACUUUUGGAGUGAAACAUUGAAAUGGCUGUUCAGUGUACAUAUGCUUUGUGACUUUCUUAAACUGAGGAGUUGUAGUUUUUACUGAGUCAAAUACGCACAAAAAAAAAUCAUCUUUAUAAAGUUGUAACCAUAGCUUUAAGUUUCAGAUUAGCUGAAUUGUUUUGCAUCGUAUCUAAAACCAAAAUCAAAGGGUUUUUUUUUUGUUUUUUUCAGAAAACUGAAGCUUUUGCAGGCCUGUGAGCUACAUAUAAUGUCUACAAGUCAGCUGUUACACACUGUAUGUAACUAUCACGCAGAACCAGUUUCUAAUUCUUUGGCUUUAUCAGCUCAGUGUGUCUAGAUUAUAUCCAUCAAUUAAACAGUGCACUGUGUAAACUGCUAUUAUUUUGUGCUGGAAUGCUGCAGAGUUGCGUGCAGACGUGCUCGGGUUGGUGCUGAACUGGUAAACAAAGCACUCAGUCACUCUACAGCACACUCUGUGGCUGGGAUGAAGACCAAUGCAGAGAAUAUAGAGUGCCUUCAAUGUUGUUACUUUCCUUUAAAUACACUAUAAAGUUGCCUUAAGAUUUUGAUUUUCAGAAUCUCAUGAUAUUAUUGUCAGGAUGUCAUGUUUGUGCAGUGUAGUUCCACUUUAAAAAACUGCUGGAUUAGUAAGUGAUAGGUCAUGUUUAUGAGUCUGACAAGGUCAUAUAUGUAAGUAUCUUAGUUUUCAGAUUGUUUGAAUGUAAAAUUUGUUGCUGCACCGUGAACAACUUGAAAAAUUACCUAGGUUUUCAAUUUUUAUUUUUUUAUAACUGGUUAUUUAAGGUUCAUGGUAUAUGAUCUGUCAUUUGAAGUCAAAAAAUAUCAACCACAUCAGAGAUAAUAGCAAAAAAUAGCUUUUUAAAAUUGCUUUUUAGAAUAACACAAGCACACUAGUGACCAUGUUUUCCAGCUCUGUCAGUGCUGGUCCUGUAGUUUUGUAACUCUCUAGUACUUUCUAGUUAAUCACCUUAAUUCAUUUUGUAGCCUAUGAAUAGCAGCAUACACUAAUUCAGUGAAUAACCAUAGAUAACAACACGAUCUGUCAUUUCCUUUAUCGGGUUUAAACUGCCUUCUUCUUCCUGUUUAUAUACAUUUUGGGUAUCACGGUUUAUUUUUUGUUUUCCUUAUCUGGGGUGCAAAGAUUGUGGGUAUUGUAUGGUGUACAGAUUGUAAAUUUAAGGCUGACUGGACUGUCAUACUGUGGAAGGAAGACCAAAGAAGAAACACUCUGACUCUUUCACUUUUUUCACAACUAUUUGUUGCUUGGGUGACAACUAGAUAAGAUGCCUACGUCAGCAACUUGUCUGUCCUUGUCUCAGUGUCCCCAGCAGCUAAAGUCUGUAUGCUCAUUCGAUAAAAUAGGAAUCAGUCCAAAGAGUGUAGCGCGAGAAAGAGAGUAUGAUUUAUGCUUUGGUUUUUGUUGUGGAGCUCAGUCUGUGUUGUUGAAUGAAUGGUCGUGGUGUCAAAGUGUUGAGUUGUACGUGACCACACCCCACUGCAAUUGUGCAACACCACAGUGGAUUUUUUCUUCCCUAUUUUUAUACCAUGCUGUCCAAACAUGCUACAUUCCAAGAACAAUAAAACUAUUUUCUCAUGGCUGUA
Lates calcarifer (barramundi perch) is the source of this 3230-nucleotide messenger RNA. RefSeq names its product adenylate kinase 4 (gene ak4). Gene Ontology annotation, cellular component: cytoplasm; mitochondrion. Gene Ontology annotation, biological process: nucleobase-containing compound metabolic process. The record is from RefSeq and is a predicted model, not a curated record. The transcript has 5 exons. Gene Ontology annotation, molecular function: ATP binding; nucleoside diphosphate kinase activity; AMP kinase activity. Bases 280 to 960 code for a protein of 226 amino acids. NCBI's taxonomy places the organism in Eukaryota, Metazoa, Chordata, Actinopteri, Centropomidae.